GCCGUUAGGCAUAUGUAUUUCUAGACCUUUCGGCUAAGAUAAAGUAACUUAGGCCUUGUGCAAAAUAUAACGAGAACGGGCCUCACCUUCAUCAAGGGUUUAUAAAAAGAAGUUUCUAGUAUCGAUGACGUGUUAUUAUUCCUUACUUUUGCGUUUGUGAUUUCUCUCUCUCUCUCUCUCUCCCCUCCUGCAAUUAACCAAGCGAUAUCGCUGACUCCAACUCUCAAUCCAAAACCAUGAAACGACUCGCCGACGAAUCCGCAGCGGCAACCAUACCUAAACCAGUCUUCCUCACCAAAGCAGAGCGUGAACAACUAGCACUUCAACGCCGUCACGACCAAAUCGCCGGUCACAAACGCAACCAGGAAGAACUUCUCCUUUCCACUAAUAACCGUCCCUCCGAUCCCAAACCCUCUGACUCCGACCGCCGAGACCGCGAUCGUGACCGUGACCGUGAACGUGACAGAGAUAGGGAUAGUUACAGAGACAGAGACAGAGAAAGGGAUAGAGAUAGAGAUAGAGAUAGAGAACGAGAGCGGGAUAGGGAAAGGGAAAGGGAUAGAGAUAACAGAGAUCGGGAACGAAGAAACCGUGAUAGGGAACGUGAAGAAGAGAAUAAGGUUCGCGAGCGUGUUCGAGAGGAGAAACUAGCAGAGAGGGAGCGUGAGAAAGAGCUUGAAUCGAUCAAGGAACAAUACCUAGGUUCUAAAAAACCUAAAAAGAGGGUUAUUAAACCUAGCGAGAAAUUUCGAUUUUCAUUCGAUUGGGAAAAUACUGAAGAUACCUCGCGUGAUAUGAAUAACCUUUACCAAAACCCUCACGAGGCUCAGCUUCUCUUUGGUCGAGGGUUUCGUGCUGGGAUGGAUCGCCGUGAACAGAAGAAGCUUGCUGCUAAGAAUGAGAAAGAGAUGAGGGAUCAAAUCAGGAAGAAGGAUGGUAUUGAGGAGAAGCCGGAGGAGGCUGAUGCUCAGCGGCGUAAGGAGGAGGCUGCGGAAAUGUAUGACACUUUUGAUAUGAGGGUUGACCGCCAUUGGAGUGAGAAGAAGCUUGAAGAGAUGACAGAGAGGGAUUGGCGUAUAUUUAGGGAGGAUUACAACAUUUCCUACAAGGGUUCAAAGAUUCCUCGCCCUAUGAGGAGUUGGGUUGAGAGCAAGUUGAGCCAAGAGCUUUUGAAGGCUGUGGAGAAGGCUGGUUACAAAACGCCUUCUCCCAUUCAGAUGGCUGCUAUUCCCCUUGGCCUUCAGCAGCGCGAUGUUAUCGGUGUUGCAGAGACAGGUUCAGGGAAGACCGCUGCAUUUGUUCUUCCUAUGUUGAGUUAUAUCACAAGGCUUCCUCCUAUUAGUGAGGAGAAUGAAGCUGAGGGUCCUUAUGCUGUUGUUAUGGCGCCAACUCGUGAGCUUGCUCAGCAGAUUGAGGAUGAGACUGUUAAAUUUGCUCAGUAUAUGGGGAUUAAAGUAGUUUCCAUUGUUGGUGGACAGUCCAUCGAGGAACAAGGGUUUAAGAUAAGGCAGGGUUGUGAAAUUGUGAUUGCUACUCCUGGCCGUUUGAUUGAUUGCUUGGAGCGACGCUAUGCGGUUCUCAACCAGUGUAAUUAUGUUGUUCUUGACGAGGCUGAUCGAAUGAUUGAUAUGGGUUUUGAGCCGCAGGUCAUGGGUGUGCUGGAUGCUAUGCCUUCUAGUAAUCUCAAACCUGAGAAUGAAGAUGAGGAGCUUGACGAGAAGAGGAUUUACAGGACCACUUAUAUGUUUAGUGCCACCAUGCCUCCUGCUGUAGAGAGGCUUGCUAGGAAGUAUUUGAGGAACCCCGUUGUGGUGACUAUCGGCACUGCUGGAAAAGCAACUGACUUGAUCAGCCAACAUGUGAUCAUGAUGAAGGAAUCUGAGAAAUCCUAUAAGCUUCACAGAUUGUUGGAUGAGCUUAAUGACAAGACUGCAAUUGUGUUUGUUAACACCAAGAAGAAUGCUGAUUUUCUUGCUAAGAAUUUGGAUAAGGAGGGCUAUCGUGUGACCACUUUGCACGGAGGGAAAUCGCAGGAACAGAGGGAGAUUAGUCUUGAAGGAUUUAGGACCAAGAGAUAUAAUGUGCUUGUUGCAACUGAUGUUGCUGGGCGUGGUAUUGACAUACCUGAUGUGGCUCAUGUUAUCAACUAUGAUAUGCCUGGGAAUAUUGAAAUGUACACCCAUCGUAUUGGGCGUACUGGUCGUGCAGGAAAGACGGGUGUGGCUACAACAUUCUUGACUCUUCAGGACAGUGAUGUCUUUUAUGACCUUAAGCAGAUGCUCAUUCAGAGUAACAGUCCUGUUCCACCUGAAUUGGCAAGGCAUGAAGCUUCAAAAUUCAAGCCAGGAUCUAUUCCCGACAGACCACCUCGGCGAAACGACACUGUUUUUGCUCAUUAGAGAACUAUCUUUUGAGGUUUAAAGGCAUAUAUAUGCGUUGCAGGUAAUAUCAAUGAACAUUUUGCUAGUCAUGCUUAGAAGCUUAAUCUGUUUUUGCUUGCGGUUAUUAUAGGAUCUUGUAUAAAGUUAAGGAACUUUUUUGUCCUGAUGUCAUUGUCAUCAAUUGUGUUAUGCCUGACUAGAGUUGCUAUCAUGCUUAUUUUAUUUCAAACAACAUUUGGUAAUUUUAGAUGACAAUCUUUUGAUUGGUUUUGUCAUUUGGCUUUAAUAUUUGUUCUCUAUAGCCUGUGCCAAACUAUUUAAUUAAAAUUUGCUGAUUGCUGAUGUCAAAUCAAACUGCUUUGUGUGAACUGUUUCUUUAAGUUUUGGUGACUUUAAAUUCUAUUUGUGGUGUUAUUAUAUCAUUUUAUUUACUACAACUAUGACUAGGACAGUUGUAAAACUGAAACCACCAUGACUAGGAAUCCUUAUCCUGAAGUUAUCCACUUUGAAGAAUGUACCUAUGUUCAGAACAUUGCAGAACUACAGAUUACUCAGAGGCCACCUAGGUAGUCAAUCCUUGAUAGUUGUGCGACCAUCCCCUAGAGUGAGACAUCGGGUUAGUAUGUAGCAUGAUGGCCACUAUUUGAUCAGUUUUUGGACAAAUUACAAGAAUAAUACUAUAAAAAUAUAGUUAAUGGAAAAUUAAACAAAUAACUCAACUCGUAAAAUAUUUAUAAUUAGCAAUUAGCAAUAAAAAACAUACAUUUAUAUACCAACAAAAAUAGUAGGGGUGGAAUAGCGAGGAAGGAAAAUUGGCAAAAAAGGAAAUAGAGGAGGAAAACUAGGGGGAAAAAAACGGGAUAGAGGAGGAAAACUGGAAAAAGAAGAGAGAAUAAAGUAAGAAAAAAAGAACCUGGUGUGCACUGGGUUUUUUGACAGUGCUAUUGGGCUGAGCUAUAUUGAUUGAUUAGAAUUUCAAAUCCAUGGCGCAAGGCAUACAAAUUUAUUUUCUUCUGGGAUAGGAGAGACAGUUUCAAUGGUUUUGAGCAGAAGUGUUAUGCUUGUACCAAAGACUGUAUAUGGUUCAACCCUAGUGGCCAAGCAAGAUUAGCUACUAAAGCAAAAUAAUGAUCUGUCCAAAAACCCAAUUAGGAUAAAACCAAUGUAAGGAGAGCCAGGAAAAAAAGUGUUGGAGGCUGAAUGGUAAACUUCAAAGUAAAAGACUGGGGAAACUGCGGGACAGUGGAGGCCUCAUGAACACAGGGUGGGAAAAAAUGAAACUUGAGAACACUCUACACUAGGAGGAUUCAACAAUGAAAAAAUUAGUAAAGCUUAGAAACUUGCUAGGUCUCUUGUGAAACCUUCCAGAUUAGCUCUUUCCGGUACACCUCUUUUUUCUAUGAAUGCUUCAUAUACCUCGCUCAACUCAUAGAUGAUGAACUUAAGCGCCACAAACUAUAGACCCCAAUUCUUUCAUAUCUAUUGUUUGUGCCCAAGUAAUAGAGAAACUGUAGUGGCUGAGGAUCGGACUUGCUAAGUGGCCUUUACUGUUAGCACCUUGAAUCUUCUGUAGAUGUCAAGAGAUAUCUGCAUUUGUCUUUUCUUUGUUCCUCAAAAAAAAAAGAUGCCAUUUGAUCGUAUCACCUACGUUUAGGUCAUUCAUAAACGUAAACAAGUUGUGUGCAUUGAUUUUGCACUUUUGAUCAUGUCACCUACAUUUAGGUCAUUCAUAAACGUAACUGAGGCUCUGAUUUGGUUUACACUUUUGUUAUGUUUGAAUUGGCAGAGGGAACUGGGAAGUAUUGUAAGAGUGAAAUAGAAAGGUAUUAAUAUUAUAGGUUUAUUAUUUCAUCUUAUUCUUUUUAAUAGUCCACUUUUUACUUCUUCAAUAUGGAAGAAUAAUAAAUAAAGUUUUUUCCUUUAUUUGCUUAUUAAAUUAUCAAAAUAGUGUAAUGAUAAACAUAUUUCAUUCAUCUAUUGUUUUACUAGUGUAAAAACUCUUGCAAUGUGCCAGAAAUGUGUUUUUUUUUUUAAUAUUUGUGUAGAACGUCUGUUUUUAAAAAUUACUAAAUUGGGUGUGAAAAAAGAUGUAAUGCAAAGUAACCAAAUUUUUAAUUUAUUAUUAUGCUUUAUAAUUUACUAUUUUUAUGGCUGGCUUGGAAGAAUUUUUUUCUGCUUAUGAGAUAAUAUUUUGGACUAAACUAAGCCUCUUGUCGGUGCUUGUGUCUGCUUUCCUUGAACACAUGGUAGCAUAUUGCUUUGCUUCCUCUAGGUGUCUCUACUGAGGUAUGUUAUGCAUGUUUGUUUUCAUUUUAUUUAUUUUAAAAAUCAUUUUUUUAAUUGGUUUUUAAUUUCCUUUCUUGUUUCUUGAUGAGGAGUUGGGAUACUUUGGUUUUUUGCUCCCGAAAUACCAGAGAUGUUCAUUGAUUUUGUUUCUCCUCCUCCAAGGUCUUCUAAAGGGUAAAAGCUUCAAUUAAUCAUGGUUGCAUUUUUUGUUAUUUCUCCCCCAAAUUUUUCUUUUUCUAUUGGUUUGAAAUCAUAGUUGUAAGUAGUAGUCCAAAGUUUAUAGCAAUUCAAAAUACUAGUCCAAACUCGUAAUAUGGAGAUAUAAAGGUGGUUUUGUGGUUGAAGAGUAAUGGAAUAGAGUGAUAGAUGCAUUGUCAGUCCAGAGUUUACGACUACUUUUGUUGAUAAUAGAAAAACCAUAAGAAUAUUGUUUGAAAUGAGGAAAAAGCAUUGUGCAUUGUC
Molecule: messenger RNA, 5129 nt
Organism: Trifolium pratense (red clover)
Lineage: Eukaryota; Viridiplantae; Streptophyta; Magnoliopsida; Fabales; Fabaceae
Product: DEAD-box ATP-dependent RNA helicase 21
Exons: 1
Coding region: 237-2399 (720 amino acids)
Biological process (GO): mRNA splicing, via spliceosome
Cellular component (GO): catalytic step 2 spliceosome
Molecular function (GO): RNA binding; RNA helicase activity; ATP binding
Source: RefSeq, a predicted model, not a curated record